This is a messenger RNA of Sipha flava (yellow sugarcane aphid), 3811 nucleotides long. Its product is annotated as dynein regulatory complex protein 1. The coding region runs from base 78 to 2810 and encodes 910 amino acids. Gene Ontology annotation, cellular component: axonemal dynein complex; axoneme. Gene Ontology annotation, biological process: cilium-dependent cell motility; regulation of cilium movement; axonemal dynein complex assembly. The transcript is spliced from 17 exons. The record is from RefSeq and is a predicted model, not a curated record. Lineage: Eukaryota; Metazoa; Arthropoda; Insecta; Hemiptera; Aphididae.
AUUGUUACCCAAAGUACAGUGGAGUAAAGUUAGAGUAUGGAUGCCUUUUUAAGUAUUUUUAAAACAAUAAUUUUGAAAUGAAAAUCAACAACAUGAAAAAUUAUCCGGCUAAAUUGAAUUUGAAAAAUGAUCACAGUGCAGACUUUACGUCGUAUGAAGAUAAAAAUAGCAAAAGAAAAACUAGUGCACUUAAACGUGAAAAAGAAAGACUGGACACCGAUGAAGUAGAACAGAAAGAACUUGAUAAUAUAGAACUGCCAACAUCCAUUUUAAAACAAAUCAAUAUCAGCGAACAAGAUAUCACUAAUUAUACAAUAGAAGGUUCUCAAUUAGUGACAAACGUAUUUCUAGCAAAUGAAAAUCGCGAAAAUAAUCGCAGGCAUACUGAUAAAUGCGAAAGAGAUGCAAGAUUAAAAGCUAUUGAGCUUGAAUCCGAAAUUGCUACAGCUAAAUUUAAGGAAAUCAGUGAUCAGUGGGAGGUUAUAUUAAAAAAAAAUGACGCACUAGAAAUCCAUAAACAUUCUGAACUUCAAAAAAAGCGAGGACUUGAGCUUAUCGAACAAAAAAAUCAAAUGAUUGAAAUACUGAAACGUGAUUUAGCUGAAUCGGAUACCAGGUUUUUAGACGAACAAGCCGCUCAAAGUGAAGAUGUACGCAUUUUACAAGAAAGAAUUGAAAAUCAAGUAAAAUUUAUGAGAAAGCAGUACAAAAAACAUAUUCAAUGUAUAAAGUCAACUAUGGAACAACAAAGAGAAUUUAGAAUUGUUCAUGCUAAUGAAAGUUGGAAUACUAAUUACAAUGGGACGAUGUUAAUUGAAUCCAAUUCUUUAAACGACCGACUAGCUAUGAUUGAAAAGAAAGAAAACAAUAUUAUGAAACAAUACGAAAUGAAUGAAGAAACAAUCAGAAAUUUAAAAUCAAAUAUUAAUACAGAGUUGCACAAUAUGCAAAGAGAAUUUGAUUUGAUUAAACUGAAGUGUUUAGACAACGUCGAAAAACUUAAUUACAAUUAUCAGGUAUUGAAAAGACGAGAAGAGGAAAAUGCUUCUGCAAAAGCUGCCCAAAGAAGAAAGAUUAACAAAUUACAAGAUAUUUUAUCGAAUAAAAGGAAGAUUUUACGGGAAACUAAAACUGAAUUCAAAGCUAAAGUUCCUUUACUGCACGGUGAAAUUGAAAAACUAAAACAAGAUAUCAAGCGACACGAAAAUAAAACUGAAAGGUUUGCUGUAAUUCAAGAAAAGACGUUCAAAGAAUUGUGGGAUUUUUCUCAAAAACAAAUCACUAUGCAAUUAGAAAGGAUUUUUAAAAUUGAUCAAAUAAUACACGAAACGCAAUUGGGCAUCGACUGGCAUCCGCCAGAUAAACUCAAAUACCUAGACGUAAGCGAAUUGCCGUCGUUCAGGAAAAAGCCUUGCACGCCGAAUGCAGAAAACCUACGGGUGGAGAACGACCAAGACGCAGUGGACUCGUACGCGGAGGCUAGAAAACGGAUAAUGAUGCGAUUGAUAUUCGACGCGACCAUAAGAAACGCGUCUUUUAUAAUAGACAACGAACUGAUUGAUAUUGUGAAAUCGCAUCCGAAAAAGAACCUUAUACUGUUGUACAACGCAAUGGCAGCGUACGGCUUGAACACCAUGGAUUCGUGGAGAUGUUUACUAUCGUACGCCCAGUCGAUGGUGAAGUGUCAGGUUUGCCGUACACCAGUUCUGUGGCGUAAAAGCGGUGUAGAUCGGCAGGAAAAAGUUGAUAGUGAACGGAAACCCGAAUCUGAAAAUCGAUUGGUCGAUAACUUAUUGGUUUUCACGGAAGCCCAUAAGAUAUCUAUCGAAAAAACGUUGUAUACGACAACUAAUAAUAUGUUGGACAAGACACGGUCAGACUACUACAGACCAAUUUUCAAACUAAAGUCAACACCGCUUGAUAUCCACACUGCUGCGGAUAUUAGUGACUAUCCAUCAUUAGAAUGUGCUAAUACAGACUCUGAUAAUUCAACGAUUACAUUUUCUUUGUCAUUGACGGAUUUUGAUCAAUUAUGUAGUGAAAAUGAUUCGAAUCCAGCAAUUAAAUCUCAACGCUCAUUUUCUCAAGUAGAAUUGGAACAUUUUCAAAUGGAAUCUGAAGAACAAAAUGAUUAUUCAGAAUAUACUUCACUGAAAGGUUAUCAAAAUAUCAAUGAAGAAAAAGAUUUCAAUGUACAACAAUUCCUAUGCGAUAACCUUGACCAUAAAUUAGUAAUUAAAGACACAGAUUAUCUUCGCGUCAUCAAAAAAUCCAUUGACAUAGCAAAAUGUAAAGCAUUAAACCAGCAAAGGAAAAAUUAUUCUGACUUUUACUUAACAAAAACACUAAAUAUAGAAGACAUAAGUGAUUAUUGGAAACAGUUUCUCUAUGCAUUUCCUGAUAACCGCUUGAAAAUGUGGAUUAUAUUUGACAAAGCCAUUACGAAAUAUUACCAAGCGCUACAUCUACAAUUCAAAAAGACAAAAGAAGUUGAAAAAUUAGAAAAUGAAAAUAUGGAGUUGAAAACAAUUUUGAAGCAUUUUAUGGAUGCAGAACAGAAUGAUGUAAGACUACAAAAUAUUUGUACUCCCAAAGUUCAAAAAAAGCAGACAGACUCCUUGAAAAAUCCAAAAACAACAAUGAUCACAAAUAAUUCUACAAACAUGUUGUAUGAAUUUUCUGAAAUAACAAGAAAUACAAGCAUUAAAAUGUGUCAUUUACGGUCUGCUCAAAAAAAUGUAUAUUUACUAACAAGGCCAUGUAGUAAGGAGAUACAUGACGUGAUUGAAGUCAUUUCGAAUCAUAGCUGAUGGCAAAUCAACUUCGGGUUCUUUUAAAAUUAACGAAGAGCAAACACUUAUAUAUUUUGUUAAGUGUGUAUACUGUGUGAAUGACUUUGUAACUGCAAUCAUUAAUGCUAACGAUUGAUCAGUGAUAAUAAUUUUCGGGCAAGAAAUUUUAGUUCUUAACCAUUCGGAUAACCAUUAUGAAAUUGUGUUAUAGUCGUGUUUUUCCGAAAGCAUAUAUCCUACUGAAAAUCGGCAGCCAUUUUUAGCAUCUCUUACUCCAAUUUGAUACAAAAAAGUAUUUGAUGUCUGUCUUCCAGAUAUCAAAAUAGAUUUUUUACAACACCUCCCGUUGCAUCUAUUGUUAUUUUUGGUAUGUCAGUAUUUUUCGCAUAAAUGCGAUACGAAUUAAUUUCAGUAGAUACCCAAUAGUGCACAAAAAAUUUGUCAUACGAUCUAUCAUGGAUAAUAUUAUUAUAGGGGGGAGUGCCUUUUAAUAUUGAUAAAGCCAUAAUUGUAUCGGAAUGUGAUUGAUUUUUCUUAAGCGCCUUAUAUUUUAAAAUUCGCAUUGCAUUCAAUGACAUUAAAUGACUUGGUUCUUUAUCUCCAUAUUGCAUUACUUGUUUAGCUUCAAAUCGCUGUACGUAAGCUGCAGAUUGGUUUUCAUAUACCAAUUUUGUUUUUAGUUCCUUUCGUUUUUCUCCUAUUAUCCUCCGUUUUUUAUUACUGUAACAAUCUUUGAACUUUCCUUGGUACAUACAGUCUAUAAUAACUUUAGAUGCAGGUUCUGGUUGGUUUAAAACUUCACCAUAAAAAUCACUUAAACAUACACAACAUUUACCUUGUAUUUUAAGAAAUAUUUUGCCGUUUGGAUUGACUUUGGCAUUUUUAUAAGUUAUAGUGCAUGGAAGUUUAUUUAAUGCAUAAAAAUGAUCAUUGAUUAAUUGGGACCAUUCAAACGACUUUAAAGUCUGAUAAGAUCGAUGAUUAUUUUUUCCAUCAGACCUUUUAUAAAUUUGUAUUUG